AUGUCUGUAAAUAUGUUUGAAAAAAUCAAACAAUUUUUACAUUUUAAUGACAAUUGCCAACUUAUUCCAUUCAAUAGACCUGGACAUGAUAGACUUUAUCGUAUAAGGCCAGUUCUAGAAACAUUGAAUAAAAAAUUUCAAUUAGUUCCGCUAGAAGAAAGUUUGUCGAUUGAUGAGCAAUUAUGUUCUACUAAAGCUAGACAUUAUUUAAAACAAUAUAUCCCCAUGAAACCGCACAAAUGGGGCUAUAAAUUGUUUGUUAUGGCAGGUGUUUCUGGUUUUGCAUAUAAUUUGGAAAUUUAUAGUGGACAAGAAAAUAAUUCAGAACUACGUUUUCCUUGUGAACCAGAUAUUGGUGCUAGUGCAAAUGUUGUUGUACGUCUUGCUCGUAUAAUACCAUCAAACAACAAUUUUAAAUUGUAUUAUGAUAAUUAUUAUACCUCAAUACAGUUAAUGGUUUAUUUAAAAACUAGAGGUAUUGAAAGCUUAGGAACUGUUAGAAGAAAUAGACUCAAAAAUGUACCAUUUCCUUCAGAUGCUGCUAUGAAAUCUAAGGAAAGGGGUACCAUGUAUGAAUGUACAGCUACUGUAAACCAGGAAAAAAUUACAGCAGUCUUAUGGAAAGAUAAUAAGUUGGUAACUUUACUUUCAACAUUUGUAGGUAUGAACCCCAGGUUGAACAUGUAA
Macrosiphum euphorbiae (potato aphid) is the source of this 687-nucleotide messenger RNA. The record is from the annotation of a GenBank genome assembly. Lineage: Eukaryota; Metazoa; Arthropoda; Insecta; Hemiptera; Aphididae.